Rhineura floridana is the source of this 6672-nucleotide messenger RNA. It is a transcript of the gene RHPN1, whose product is annotated as rhophilin Rho GTPase binding protein 1. NCBI's taxonomy places the organism in Eukaryota, Metazoa, Chordata, Lepidosauria, Squamata, Rhineuridae. The transcript is spliced from 14 exons. The record is from RefSeq and is a predicted model, not a curated record. Gene Ontology annotation, molecular function: protein binding. Gene Ontology annotation, biological process: negative regulation of stress fiber assembly. Bases 858 to 2756 code for a protein of 632 amino acids.
GCCUGAGUGUGAUUAUCGUCUUUUGGGAUCCUACGAGUCCGCUGAUCCUUCCCUCUACUUUUCCAGGGCAGGCAAAACAACUAAGAGGUUUGGGGGCUGAAGAAAGGGAUACCACCUCUUGGCCAGUCCGUCCUCCCAUCAGCCCCUCAGUAGCUCAUAGGAAGGGGGCGGGAGGUUAGUGCAAAUGAGUAGGUGCAAGAGAGGUUUCCAGUGGGAGGGAGGGAAAGGUGGAUAGGGACGCCCCCCCAAAUAAACCACCCCUGUAAGGUGCUCAGGGUCUUGGAGAAGAGCAAAGAGUCCCAGGCUGUGCAGGUGGGCGUCUUAGAGCACAGAGGGAGAGCGCAAGGCUGGACAAGACCCUGCCGACAGGUGCUGAGGACCCCUGAAGGAUCCCUCAGGGAAGUCGUGCCCAGGAGGCUGCCAGAGGCAGAUCCCGCAAUAAAGGUGUCUGUGGAUUUAGAGAAGGGUGCUCAGGAUCCGACAGGUGGGUGCUCUUGAGAGACGCACAGGUGCUCGGGCACAGGCAGCCCUCUAAACCAGCGUGGUGCGUCUCUGUGUGUGUCCCAGAUAUCAAUACUCUGGUUUCCAUCCUGGGGAGCUAAGGCUGUGUGAGAAGAGUCACCAAGGAGUGUCCAGAGACCCAGACAGUAGUCCACAGAGGGUGUAGAAGACCUGCGUGGGAUCCUGCCUCUGAAGGUGUUCCCACACAGUAACUGUGUCCUUUGCAUGUGCCUUCAGCCAGGGCUACGCUCAUGCCCUAGAGCUGUGGCACACCUGUGGCUGCCUGACAGAUGCCCCACCGCCGGUGCUGGCAAUUAUGAUCCCAGAAGAGGAGAGCCCCCCAGGAGGGGAAAUGGAUGGGGACAGAGAUGGUGGAUUUCCUCUCCUGCUGCAGUCCUCCGAGAGUGGCAGCGUGCAGAAGGGCCACCAGUAACCACAAAGUCAAGGAAACAGUUGCCUUGGAACUCAGUUAUGUUAACUCCAACCUGCAGUUACUGAAGGAGGAACUGGAAGAGUUGAAUAGCUGCAUGGAUGUCUACCAGAAUGACAGUGACUCAAUUAGUGUUCCCAUGAUCCCGCUGGGGCUCAAAGAGACCAAGGAGCUGGACUGGGCAGAACCAUUAAAGGAGAUGAUCCGGGACCACUAUCGGGAGGACAGCGCCUUGUACGAGAUGGAGAUCAACGACCUUGCGGAACUGCGGCAGGCCAUGCGCACCCCGAGCCGCAACGAGGCAGGCCUUGAACUGCUGAUGGAAUAUUACAGCCAGCUCUACUUCCUCGACAACCGUUUCUUCCCUCCCAAUAAGAACCUGGGCCUUUUCUUCCACUGGUAUGACUCUUUAACCGGAGUCCCUUCUGCCCAGCGGGCCCUGGCUUUCGAAAAGGGGAGUGUACUUUUCAAUAUCGGCGCUCUGCAUACUCAGAUUGGAGCACGCCAGGACCGUACCACGUUGCAAGGUGUGGACUGUGCCAUUGGAGCUUUCCAGAAGGCAUCUGGCGCCUUCAACUACUUGAAGGAGAACUUCUCCAAUGCCCCCAGCCUGGACAUGAGUGCAGCCUCUUUGAACAUGCUGGUGCGGCUGAUGAUUGCCCAGGUGCAGGAGUGCGUCUUCGAGAAGGUCAUCCUGCUCAGAGCCCAGAGUGACUUCCUCACCUGUCUGCAGCUCUCACAGGAAGCAGCCAGGGUGGAAGAGGUUUACUCCUUGGUGUACCAGACAAUGACCCAAGCACACGUGAAGGACUAUGUCCCAUUCUCAUGGGCCACCAUGGUGCAUGUCAAAUCGGAGCACUUCAAGGCCCUCUCGCACUAUUAUGCUGCCAUUGCACUUUGUGACUGCCCACCUGGGUCUGACACGGAUCUGCCAAAGCAUGAAAAAGCCUUCCUCCCGUUGCACAUCACCCCACCGCAGGGGCUGGACCUUCAGCUGUUCUUGCAAGACCGGGAAGAGCGAAGGAAACUGGGGAAGGCUCACCUCAAAAAAGCUAUCAUGAGGCACGAGGAAGCCAUGAGGAUCCACAGCCUGUGCAAGAUCUUGAGGAAGAUGGACAUUCUCCAAGAGGUCCUCUGCUUUGCCCAUAAGUGUUCGCUGAGCAAGUACUCGGAGAUCGAUCAUGAGGAAGACUUCUUCGAAACUGGAGAUGCUCCUGACAUCCAUCCAAAAACUCAUCAGAGACCAGAAAUCAAAUCUCCCAACUUCUCCAAGGUGAAAGUCACAGACAUCUUCCAUAGGCUGGGCCCGCUGUCGGUUUUCUCUGCAAAGAACAAGUGGCACCCUCCACAGACGGUCCGCCUGGUCCGAGGCGAGAACGGCUUUGGGUUCACCCUCCGAGGAGAUUCCCCGGUCCUCAUUGCUGGAGUCAUUGCUGGAGGUUGCGCGGCGGAAGCUGGCCUGAAGGAAGGCGACUACAUUGUCUCCAUCGACGGCAAGGAUUGCAAGUGGUCCAAGCACGCCGAAGUGGUGCAGCUUCUGAAGGUUGCUGGGGAGGAGGGUGCGGAUGUGGCCGUGAUCACCUUGCAAUAUGCUGAAGGGCAAAGCAUGGUGGGCAAAAAGUCAUCAGCAAUGUCUUCGGGCCCCAGCCGUAGCCUCCUGAAGAGCAACAAGGAGAACAGCCGGAAGACCCUUGUGCAGAGGAAAGGGGCCAGCGCCCUCUUAGCCUGGGGAAAGCGCAGCAAAAGCGGCAGUGGUGGCGGUGGCAGCGGCAGCUACAACAGCCUUCCCUUCUCCACGGUGAGGGACAACGAGCUGGCAUGCUGAGUGGCACCAAGCAUUCGGCCCAGCCCUUCAUUCCCCGGACUGCAGAAGGAGGUGCCCCCUUCACCCCCCCCCGGCAAGGAUGCCUCCCUGGCAUUUUUGCAGCAAGCCUCUCCCAUUGGUGAGGAUGCCAGGCAGCAGAGGAGCGGAGGGUUUUGCUCACGGAUGUUCACGGGGGCCGGCUCCUGGAAAAUGGCUGCGUUAGGGGAAACAGAACCCUGGGCUACCAAAGGCUCAGAGCCAGCAUUGCUCUAAACGCCAGGAGCCAGAGAGACGGAUGACAGGGAAGGGCUGUUGCCUGCAAGCCCCAACCAAGAGUUUCCUGGUGGCACUUGGUUUCCUGGUUGGAAAUAAGAUGAGGGACUCUGGUCUGGCCCAGCAGAGCUCUCCUCAUGUUCUUAAAACCAACAGCCCUGCUAAACACCCACCAGAACCACCAACGCCAGCAGGUUCAAAGAAUCCCAGAAUGCCUUUUUGCAGUGUUCUCAUUCCCUCCUGACAAAGGCAUUGCUGAGCAAUGUCUGAGGAAAAAUAUCCCCCACCGUGGACCCCCAAGAGCCAGAGUUGUUUUGGGUUGUGCUGUAACAGGAACGUUCAUGUCCUGUUCUUGGGGAAACGUUCCUUUGGCUCUGCCUGGCCCGGUAUGUAUCACAGCCCUCUCGGGAGCCUUGCAUUCAGCUCUCCGUUGAGGAGACAAUGUGAAUUUGAGCUCACAGCUAGGAAAAAGACGCUUAAAAAGUUCCUAGGAGAAAUGGCUGGUGGAACUCAGUUUAGUGCCACCUGUAAGAAGACAACGUAAGAUGGGCAGGUGAGCUGUUUUCAAGCCAUUUUGCAAGAGGCAGAAGGGGAAUAGUUGUCACCCUGGGCUCCUGCCGGAAGGAAGGGCAGGAUAUAAAUCAAAUAAUAAAUAAGAUAGUUGUUCAAUGGAGGGCUGUGGAACCUUUGGCCCUCCAGAUGUUGUUGGACUACAACUCCCGUCAGCCCUAACCACUGGCUGUGCUGGCUGAACCUGACAGGAACUGAAAUCCAACAAUAUCUGGAGGGCCACACGUUCCUCACCUGUGCCGUCUAAAUGUGCUAUCUUAUGAAUGUUUACUCAGAGCUUAAGUAAACAUGCAUAAGCUAAGAGGAUUUGUGCCCUAAUCAGUGUGCUUAGGUCUGCAGCCUGAGGGAACUGAGAGAGGCAUCAGGGGGAGUCCCUGGUUCAAAUUUUGCCUUUCUCUUGCCUUUAGCUCCCACCUAUAACUUGGGGAAUAGUGCUGGACUUGCCUUACAGGGUUGUUUGUGAGGAUUACAGGUUUUAAUGUAUCUUGAGCAUUUUGAACACAGUUUUGCCCAGUGACAUAAAUCUUGCAUCUGCACAGGGAUUUUGAGGAGUUUAGGUGUAUAUCUUUAUUCAGUGCUCCUUUAGCCCCAACUGCCUGCAGGUGCCUGGAAGCAGUUUUGCAAGUUCCACCAGCCACUGAGUUGGGGACAUAAGUGAGUUUCGUUUUCCUGCUUUUCUAUUACUUAUGCAACUUGAAAAGGGAGGUUGCAAAUUCCUCUGUGCUUCUCGGAACAUACAAGCAGUCUUCAGACCUCACUGCAGAUAAUGACAAUAGAGGCCCAGCCCCCUCUGUGAAUUUGGGGUGGGUUCUCAUGCUUUUGACGUAGACCUACCAUGCCAGCCUGGGUGUCUGGGAGGUCCUUUUUUAAAAAAAUCCCUACAUGCAUCUCCAGAGAAAGUGGAAAUAAAUCAUUAAGUUAGCAACAUUAACAUAACUCUUCUGCUAGUAAACUGCAGUAGCAACAAAUUUCAUCCAGCAAAUUUCUUUUCACCAAUGGGUAAAUGUGCUGUGGUCAUGCUUGACAGCUGCAGCUCUGAAGUUGUGAGCGCAAAGAUUUCUCAAGGUCACUUCCCUUUCCAUAUACAAUUAUGGGAAACAAGUACCUCAAUGUCCCACCAAAGGGGACUGGACUUUUGCACUUAAUUAAAAAAAAAAAAUCUGGCCAAGUAACUCACAGUCUGCAACUGAUGGGAUGCAGAUUUGGAAGACUCUUGCAGACCAUACUAAAUCUGCCCACUUUUUGAAGGAGGCUAAUCUGCACAUUUUUGGGGGGGGGGGUACCUUCUUGUUGCUUGUGGUGUCUCUGUUCCCAGCAAAGGGGACCAGGGUAGGGGGAAAGCAAGUGGGAGAGCACCUGGUUUGUAUGCAGAAGGCCCCAAAUUCAGUCCUCAGGACCUCUAGCUAAAAGCAUCUUGAUUAGCCGAAGAUGGGGAAGUCCUUCCUCUGGCUGAGGCCCUGGAGAGCCAACACCAGCCAGAGCCAACAUUCCCAGGCUUCUGAUGUUCUCAUAGCAAAAGGCCAAGGACAAAGGUGUGCGGCAAAGUGAAUGAAGGCAUCCCACCUUCUGGUCAUGGUGAAGGGCCGUGGCAAGAGCGUCUGAGUGUGGAAGGUCUUGGGUCCAAUCCCUGGUCUCUCCAGGAAGAGAGAGCUCCUGCCAGUCAACAUCUAGCCCAGUCCCCCCACCCACAAAGCAGGACUGUUCAAACUUCCCAACCUAAAUAUCUGGCCCAUGGAGUUUCACAGAGAGCAGCUUUUUAAUACAUGCCAUUCCUAGCUGAUCAAGUGGCUGCAGGCAGCUCAAGUAAGCAAGUCAAGCUGCAGGCCUGAGUGGAAGGCAGUCUGGACACUAAGGCAGGCCAGAUCCGAGCAUCGAGCAUCACUAUGCCAAGCGCAGAAGACAAAAGAAUGUCCUUGGGUGUGUUUUGUCCAGAUUUCCUGCCAGUCCCCUUUAUCCCCAUUGCCUGACUUUUUGGAGACCAAAUCCAAAUUCUGCAGCCACUGUAGAGGCUGGAGGUUUUUUGUUAUUUCAUUAGAUGUUCAAAUGUGAAAAUAAUUUAUAGCUUAACGUAACUUAAUAACAAUAAAGCAAAAAAGAUUUAGCCAAAUAUUUUCCACAUUAGCUCCAUGUUUGUUUGUUUUUAAAAAAAAAUAAUUCCACACACCCUGCCAUGCAACUGAUAAUUCUUUGCUUUUCGGGGGCUGGGGUGGAAAUACUGGUUUGUUAUUGUUUUUGUCUGAUCCUUUGGAAAGUUUUGUUCCAGACCAUUUCCCCAAAAUAGGCUUGCCAAUUUUACAAUUGGCCCUGCAGCUGUGCCACCAGGAGAUGCAGGAGUCUGGAGGUGGGCAAGUUAAGCUUUUCAGGGCAUGGAGAUGAAGGUGAUUAUUUGCCUAUUGCCAGAGAUUAAGCGGUGGCAGUGGUGGCGCAGCUGAUUGAGGUGUUGUCAGCCUGGCACAUUAAACUGCAAAGUCCCAUUUCUUCAAGUCAGCCUUUGCCAGCCUGCCAAGGCUGAGCUUAAGGGCAUUGUGGUCCAACAUCUGGAUGGUGCCUGGUUAGCAAAGGCUGUGUUAAGUAGGUCUCAUGUAUUUCAGUGGUUCUGCCAUGCAAGAAAUUCCUAGUGGAUUUUGUCCAUUAAAGAACAGAGGCUUUCACAUUUUGUUCCAUUAAAUGUUUUGAUUUCUUUCUUCAUUAUUGGGGCUCCUGAACCUGUGAGGAAUAAUUUGAUACGAGCCAAACUGCGGAGGGUUGCAUAGCAACAUAGCACUCAAUUUGUGUUUUCACUCUGACUUGCAGACUCCUGUUAAUCCUUAUGUUUUUUUAAUGUGGAUUCCUGAGUUUAUGAUUUAAAAAGAGAAGAAACCCUACAGAUACGAUGAAAAGUGUUACUGCCCCCAUACUUAAAACUCAGCAAUUGGAUUGGGAGAGGGGAAGUUUCUUUGGAAACCAUGACAGGUCUACUAGUGACUUCCGUGUUUCCCUUUUAACUGAUACUGAUAUUAAUUUGAACGUAAGCUCAACCUUGCAACCUACUUUCAGUGUCCCAAUUUUAGCCUCGGAAAAUGUUAUAAUAGCAAUAAAAAAGUGCCCCAGAGCA